Molecule: messenger RNA, 2571 nt
Organism: Agrilus planipennis (emerald ash borer)
Lineage: Eukaryota; Metazoa; Arthropoda; Insecta; Coleoptera; Buprestidae
Exons: 1
Coding region: 1-2571 (856 amino acids)
Source: RefSeq, a predicted model, not a curated record
AUGUUUAAAUUAGUGGUGUUUUCGGUUUUUGUGUCGGUAGUUUAUUCAUCGGCUCCGUAUCCACCAGCCAAUUAUAAAUCUGCCAUCUUCGACAGUGAUUGCGAGCAUAAUGUUAUUCACGAACACGGAAUUGCUGUUCCAGAAUUAGCUGUUGAAACACAUCUCCCAUCUCACGUAUCUGUCUCGAGUGGUAGUAGUGCUCAGUGGAAACAUGACGUUAUCCAUAAGGAAAUACAUUCAGCUCCUACAGUUACACUUAAAACUUACGCUCCAGCCAAAGUUUCUCUUCCGGCUGCAAUCAGUACUCAGUGGACACAUGGAUCAAUCAGCGAACAUAGUCACGAUUCUCCUGCAGUGGAAUUAAAAUCAUAUGCCCCGGCAUAUUCCAUUUCUCCAGGUGCUGUCAGUACCCAGUGGAGACACGAUAUUAUUAAGGAACAUGGCCAUGAAGCUCCCGAGGUAGUUUUGGAAGCCCACGGCGGCUCUGGUUUAUCUCAUCACGGUUACAGCUAUGAGGCUCCGUCUAGUGCAGUCAGCACUCAAUGGAGACACGAUUUGAUCAAGGAAUAUGUCCAUGCUGCUCCUUCCGUACAUCUUAAACCUUACGCUCCUGUUCAUGUCGAUGCGCCAGCCGCUGUAAGCACCCAAUGGAGACAUGAUAUUAUAGAAGAAGGAGAUCAUGCUUCUUCUGUUAAGUCCUAUUCUUCUCAACAUGAACAUUCUCCAGAUGCAGUCAGUAGCCAGUGGAGGCACGAUGUGAUCAAAGAAGAAUCCCAUGAAGUUCCUAUUGCUAUCAAGACCUAUGCGCCCGCCUAUGCUGACCAUUCAGCUGCAGUUAGCAGCCAGUGGAGACAUGACAUUAUUAAAGAUCAUGCAACUCCGUUUAUAAUUGAAGUUCACCCCAAAGAAGAUGCACAUGCACAUGCUACCCCAGAAAUCCACAGUACUGCUUCCGCUGGACACAUCAUCCACUGGGGACAUGAUACCGCAAAUGAAGAAACCCAUGCUUUCGAGGGUCAUCAUGCUCCUGUUGUAGAGCUUAAACCGUAUGCUCCAAGUCAUGUUUAUGCUCCAGCUGCAGUCAGUAGCCAAUGGAGACACGAAAUUAUUAAAGAAGAAUCCCAUGAAACUCCCGCUGUAGCAAUCGAAGCUCAUCAUGCUGCACCUGCAAUCUACAGUACCGCAUCCGCUGGUCACAUUAGCCAAUGGGGACACGACACCACAGAAGAAGAAUCUCAUACCCUUGGAGGUCAUCAUACUCCUAUUGUAGAACUGAAACCUUAUGCUGCCGCUCAUGUUUCUGCUCCAGGUGCUGUCAGUAGCCAAUGGAGACACGAAAUUGUUAAAGAAGAAUCCCAUGAAACUCCCGCUGUAGUCAUCGAAGCUCAUCACGAUGCACCUGCAAUCUACAGUACCGCAUCCGCUGGUCACAUUAGCCAGUGGGGACACCACACUACAGAAGAAGAAACUCAUACCCUUGGAGGUCAUCAUACUCCUAUUGUAGAACUGAAACCUUAUGCUGCCGCUCAUGUUUCUGCUCCAGCUGCAGUCAGCAGUCAAUGGAGACACGAAAUUGUUAAAGAAGAAUCCCAUGAAACUCCCGCUGUAGUCAUCGAAGCUCAUCAUGAUGCACCUGCAAUCUACAGCACUGCAUCUGCUGGUCAUAUUAGCCAAUGGGGACACGACUCUACAGACGAAGAAACUCAUACCCUUGAGGGUCAUCAUACUCCUAUUGUAGAACUGAAACCUUAUGCUGCCGCUCAUAUUUCUGCUCCAGCUGCAGUCAGCAGCCAAUGGAGACACGAAAUUGUUAAAGAAGAAUCCCACGCAACUCCCGCUGUAGCUAUCGAAGCUCAUCAUGCUGCACCUGCAAUCUACAGCACUGCAUCCGCUGGUCACAUUAGCCAAUGGGGACAUGACACUGCAGAAAAAGAAACUUAUACUCAUGAAGGUCAUGAUGCUUCUACCGUAGAACUUAAACCUUAUGCUGCAGCCUAUGUUUCUGCUCCAGCUGCAGAGAGCAGCCAAUGGAGACACGAAAUUGUUAAGAGUGAAGUUCAUGCAGCUCCUGCUAUAACCAUCGACGCACAUCAUACUGCUCCAGCUAUCCACAGUACUGCUUCCGCUGGGCACAUCAGUCAGUGGCAACAUGAUAUCGUUGAAGAAAAAACCCUUGACGGUCAUCAUGCUCCUAUUGUUGAACUUAAACCUUAUGCCGCAGCCCAUGCUUCUGCCUCAGCUGCAGUCAACAAUCAAUGGAAACACGAAACUGUCAAAGAAGAAACUCAUACAGCUCCUGUCGUAGCCAUCCAAACUCAUGCUGUUAAAACAUACGCACCAGUCUAUAGCAGUGCUUCCUCUGGACACAGUAGCCAAUGGCAGCAUAAUUUAGUAAAAGAAGAAUCUCAUGGUAUUGAAGCUCACCAUGCACCAAUUUCUGUUCAUGUAUCCGCUCCAGCUGCAAUCAGUAAUCAUUGGAACCACAAUCUGAUAAAUGAGAUUCACGCUGCUCCUGCUGCUAUAAUUGCACCGUACCCUGCAGCUCACUCAAAAGUUCAUGAAUGUGAUUAA